AGCUGGAACAGGAGCCAUGUUGCUGUACCCGUUGGCCCUCACCCUCAUUCUGCUGGUGGUCUCUGGCAUCGAGUGUGAGCUGAAGGAAGUUUGUUCUGGAAGCCCGGGCAUCCCUGGCACUCCGGGAUCCCACGGCCUGCCAGGCAGAGAUGGGAGAGAUGGUGUCAAAGGAGACCCCGGACCUCCAGGCCCCAUGGGCCCCCCUGGAGGAAUGCCAGGCCUUCCCGGGCGUGAUGGGCUGAUCGGAGCACCUGGCAUUUCUGGUGAGCGUGGAGACAAAGGAGAACCUGGUGAGAGGGGCCCUCCAGGGCUUCCAGCUUAUCUGGAUGAGGAGCUCCAAACCACACUCCAAGAGCUCAGACAUCAAAUCUUGCAAUCAAAGGGAGUCCUCAAUUUGCAGGGUUCCAUGCUGAAGGUGGGAGAGAAGGUCUUCGCCACCAAUGGGCAGACGGCCAAUUUUGAUGCCAUUAGAGAGUCAUGUAGCAGAGCUGGCGGCAGCAUUGCAGCCCCACAGAGUCCAGAAGAGAAUGAGGCCAUUGCAAGCAUCGUGAAGAAGCACAACACUUACGCCUACCUGGGCCUGUCCGAGAGCCCCACCCCUGGAGUCUUCCACUACCUGGAUGACACUCCUGUAAAUUACACCAAAUGGUACCCUGGGGAGCCCAGGGGUCGGGGCAAGGAAAAGUGUGUGGAGAUGUACACAGAUGGGCAGUGGAAUGACAAGAGCUGCCAUCAAUACCGACUGACCGUCUGUGAGUUUUGAGCAGGCAUCAAGGCCGCAGGAGAGAUAGGGUCCCGCCUUGCUUUCAGCUGCCAACCUGUGGAUCCCCCUGUAUAUCCUUUUCAACAACAUUUACCUGUGGCUAUUCCAGUUGGAGGCAUUCUUAGCCACUCCACUCCCCAUUAGGGCCCUCACGCUUCCCUUUGAUCACUAAUCAAUCUGACAUGCCCCCUGGCGCUCCUCAGCACUGCACUCUAGGCAGCCACUGCUACCUUUGCCCUUUGUCGAGAGAGAUGGAGACUCCUUUCUUCCUCCUCUUGUCCAGUUCCUUCAUUUAUAGGUGGUAACAGUGAGGUCCUGGGAUGGAAGAUCUCUCCAAAAUCACACAAGGGGUGCCUGCUUCCUGGCUACCUCUACUCUUUCUCUGCAGCCCACUCCCUGCCCAGUCUCAUCGAUUUAGCAGUUCUGGUAAAUCAUAUGAUAGAAGCAGGUGGAUUUCUGGGAUAUUCCAAAUUUGGGGGCUAUCUGUCAGUCUGUGGCCUCUGAGGAACCAUGUGGUCAGUCUUCCCAUGGGGUCAGAGGGCCAGCUGGUGUCCCAGCAUGAUGAAGGCCAACCCACUAUAGUGAUUGGCAUAUAUGAUCCACUUUCUUGAGUCUUGGGGUACCAACUCAACUCCCUGACCUAAAAGCAGCAAGCCUAGACCUCUAGAGAAGACCUUAACCCCAUCCCAGACAUAACCCAAAUAACUUCCUUCUGAUAAAUAUACUAGUAUCUCCAUACAACUUCAGAUCUCAUGAGGUGUUCACACCACUCAUCACACCAUUGACUAUUUAUUGAGCACAUGCUAUGUACCAGGCACCUUGACAAGCAUUUUAACAAAUAAAUAUUAUUUAAUAUUUACCCAAUGGUAUGGGACCAUCAUUAUUUUCCAUCUGAGGACACUGAAACUUAGAGAAGUUAAAUGUUUUUGAGUUUAUUACAUGGAGCAAGAGGCAGAGACUGGACUCAAACCCAUCUACAUGGACCUGAAGAUCAUACACAUAAC
Myotis davidii is the source of this 1767-nucleotide messenger RNA. RefSeq names its product pulmonary surfactant-associated protein A-like. Lineage: Eukaryota; Metazoa; Chordata; Mammalia; Chiroptera; Vespertilionidae. The transcript is spliced from 4 exons. Gene Ontology annotation, cellular component: rough endoplasmic reticulum; multivesicular body. The record is from RefSeq and is a predicted model, not a curated record. The coding region runs from base 17 to 763 and encodes 248 amino acids.